GUUCCUCGUCUGUUAAAAAUUUGGACCUUUUUGCAUAAACAUGGGAGAUGUUAGGCUUAAUAGGGUAGAUCAGGGACAAACAAAGAUUAAGAAUGUUCCAAUAGCUGUUACCCCUGAAGGGUUUUGGUGUUGUCCCUCACCUGUUGUGUUUCAGAAAAGUCAUAAGCCUCAAAAUCCUUUGAAUAAGACCAAACCUUCUUCUUCGACACCGCAACCACAACCGAAAGCCAGUGUUCAGAAAAAGCCGGUGGCAGUGCAAGUGACGGAGAGAAGAGGUUCUACACCUGCACCGGCACCUGCAUCGUCUAGAUUGGUGAUUUCAGAUGAUCAAAAUUAUGGUGUUGGUUCGAAAAGGUCAUCCGCUGGUACUUCUUUGGCCGCGGAGAGAUUAUCUUCUAGACCAAAAAUCGAAACCAUGCUAAGAAAGGUAGCUAUUGAGUUUGGUGAGCCGGGAACUUGUGAUAUGAAGGUGGUUUUAUUAAGGAAACAAGGUUUUUCUGUUAAGUUGAGUGUGCAUAGGGAUGUUCUGAUAGAGAAGAGUAGUUUCUUUUCUGAAACGAUUUCCAAACAAUUGGAUUGGUCUUGUUUACAAAUUGGAGAUUGUGAGGAUGUUGAAAUAUAUGUUGAAGCCGUUGGUUUGAUGUACUGCAAGGAAAUGAAACAGCGGCUCAUGAAACAUAAUGUUUCUCGCAUUCUCAGAAUUCUUAAGGUAACUUUCUAUGCUCCCUUGUGA
Lathyrus oleraceus (garden pea) is the source of this 733-nucleotide messenger RNA. Its product is annotated as BTB/POZ domain-containing protein At3g50780. The record is from RefSeq and is a predicted model, not a curated record. The coding region runs from base 41 to 733 and encodes 230 amino acids. Lineage: Eukaryota; Viridiplantae; Streptophyta; Magnoliopsida; Fabales; Fabaceae. The transcript has a single exon.